AUGAUGGGUUUUGUAGUUGUUCAUAUUGGAGCAGGAUGUCAUAGUAAGAGCCAUGAAAAUCAGUAUAAAAGGCUUUGCAGAAGAGUCUGUGAAGAGGGUAUAAAAUUGAUUUAUCAAGGCGGCAAAGCAAUAGAAGUAGUAGAAAAAACAGUGCAAUUAUUAGAGACAAAUAAAUAUACAAAUGCAGGAUAUGGCUCUAAUCUUACGUUAAACGGAGAUGUUGAAUGUGAUGCAUCUAUUAUGGAUGGUUUUUCUGGAAAAAUAGCAGCAGUUGGAGCACUUAAAAAGAUAAAGCAUCCUAUUUCAGUAGCAAAAGCGCUUAUUGAUGCGCAAGAUGAAGUAUUAUCAUUGAAUAGGAGUCAACCAAUUAUCCUUGUAGGAGAAGGGGCGACAUUAUGGGCUACUCAGAAUGGAAUUCCAGAGGUUGAACCUGAAACACUUAUUUCACGAAAAUCUCGUAUUUCAUGGGAGAAAUGGACAAAAGAAUUAGAAUUGUGUAAAACUUUAGAUAUUAAUUUAGUUUCAGAUACAGUAGGAGUAAUUGUAGUUGAUAAGGAUGGAAUUUUAGCGGCAGGAUCAAGUUCAGGAGGGAUUGCUAUGAAAUAUCCAGGGAGACUUGGAUUAGCAGCAAUACCAUUAGCAGGAACGUGGGUUGAAAUGAAUGAAAAUGGAACAGGUGUAGCAGUAAUAUGUUCAGGUUCAGGUGAACAAAUUAUUGCUACUAGUCUUGCAAAAAAAUGCUGCGAAAGAAUUCUUAUGGGAAAAGAUUUAUUAAAAUCAGUAAAAAAUUGCAUCAAAAAAGAUUUUCUAUCAUCACGAAUAAUUCAAGGACAUACUCCUUUUGCUGGUUUAGUUGCCGUAAAAGUUGAAUUAUUACAAAAUACGUAUAUGAUAGACUUUCUUUUUGCCCAUUCUACACCAUCAAUGGGAGUCGGGUAUAUGUUUUCCAACGACACUAAAUCAAAGGCAGAAAUCUCUGAAAAUGAGAAAUCACCUAAUUCAUUCGUUUAUUCCGGAAAUUCGAAAUCAUUUGUAUAA
Messenger RNA from Pneumocystis carinii B80, 1038 nucleotides. RefSeq lists its product as hypothetical. The record is from RefSeq and is a predicted model, not a curated record. The transcript is spliced from 7 exons. Bases 1 to 1038 code for a protein of 345 amino acids. NCBI's taxonomy places the organism in Eukaryota, Fungi, Ascomycota, Pneumocystomycetes, Pneumocystales, Pneumocystaceae. Gene Ontology annotation, molecular function: threonine-type endopeptidase activity. Gene Ontology annotation, biological process: protein maturation.